AUGACAAGAAAGAAGGCCGCCCACUGCUCCCCUAAACUCCUAUUAGGGUGUGAAGAGUGGGCGUUUGUGGGGGCUCACCGCUCAUACCAGCUCCCAAGUCAACCUCACGGGAAUAAACAAAAGCAGCUUUGCCAAUAAAAGUCCAAAUUCCCCCAUCCAUCAUCAAUAGAAUCCAAUGCUUCAGCCCCAUCCCCAUUUCUCUAUUUCGACUCUUCUUCUUCUUCUUCUUCUUCUUCUUCUUCUUCUUUCGCAGGGCCUAUUUGCCUGCUAGCACUGAAGGUUUCGACUUUCAACUUAAACCCUGUUUCUUUCAACCCAUCAACCCAACUGAUGACUACUGUGGUGGAGCUGAGGGUGGGUUUGCACUGCGAAGAGUGCAUCAAGAAAAUCCUCAAGGCCAUCAAGAAAAUUAAAGAUAUAGAAACCUAUAAUGUUGAUACGCAGCAGAACAAGGUGACUGUCACGGGCAAUGUAACCACAGAAGAAGUCAUCAGAGUUCUUCAGAAGAGUGGAAAAACUGCCAGCACUUGGGAGGAGAACACUGAAUAAACAAGAAUUUUGAAGAAUUAAUUUCUCUCCUUCUUGAUAUUUAAUUAGCCGAUCCCACUUAGUGGGACUAAGACUUGAUUUUGUUGAUGUUGUUCUUAUAUACAAUUAAUCGAAUUUUGAUUAAUAAUGGCCAAUGGGCAUUUUUGUGUUAGGCACAAGAGGCCGCUGUACUGGCACAACUCAUUUGUAAUAGUAUUUGUCUAAAAUCUAAACUUAGCAUGCUUUCUCCUUAA
Molecule: messenger RNA, 782 nt
Organism: Malania oleifera
Lineage: Eukaryota; Viridiplantae; Streptophyta; Magnoliopsida; Santalales; Ximeniaceae
Product: heavy metal-associated isoprenylated plant protein 45
Exons: 3
Coding region: 331-549 (72 amino acids)
Molecular function (GO): metal ion binding
Source: RefSeq, a predicted model, not a curated record